GAGUCACUCCAGAUGUGCUCAAAAACAGAGUCUCUCUGUGGAAGCCCAGUCCCCCAAUCCCGGAGAGAGUGGAAUUAGCAGAGGUCCCAAUUCCUGUCCCCCCCGCCCCCCCGCAAGAGGCCGCCUCUGCCUCCACCCUUCUGGGGCGGGAGAGGGCAUCUGUGCACUUCCGUCAAGGGAAGGGGGGUACAAACUAUAUCUUCGCACUGGGAGGACCAGUACCGGCAUACCUGUAGCUCCCGGGAUCCCAUUGGAUUUGGGGACAACAUUUCACCUUUUGGGAAGAAAAGAUGUGCUGGAAGACGCUGCUGCUUCUGCUAUUGUGUUACGAUGCCCAGGCUACUGUGUCCCACAGGUGGAGCAGGGCCGUGCUCUUUCCUGCUGCCCAUCGGCCAAAGCGAUCCUCAUCAGUGCCCUUGAACCCCGUCCUGCAGAGCUCCCUGGAGGAAGUCGAACUGCUCUAUGAGUUCCUGCUGGCUGAACUUGACAUCAGCCCUGACCUGCAGAUCUCCAUCAAGGACGAGGAGCUCGCCUCCUUGAGGAAGGCCUCUGACUUCCGCAUUAUCUGCAAUGACGUGAUCCCCAAGCGCAUCCCGGACAUCCGCCGGCUGAGCGCCAGCCUCUCCAGCCACCCCGGCACCCUCAAGAAAGAGGACUUCGAAAGGACAGCGCUAACCCUGGCCUACACGGCCUACCGCACAGCCCUGUCCCAAGGGCAUCAGAAGGACAUCUGGGCCCAGUCCCUCCGUAGCCUCUUCCAGGCCCUGCGGCAUGACCUGAUGCGGUCCUCAGGCCCCAGAGUGACUCCCUGAGAGACUGGCGCACAGCAGGGACCAGCACACACAGUAACCCGAAUACUCUUCAUUCUCUACUCCGUUUACAGAGCCCAGCGACAAAGCACAUACCACCAGCUCAGAGUAGCAGAGGUAAAAUAAAUGACGCCAUGUUCUUUGCCCCUGGUAGAGUCCUCACAAGCCCAUCUGAUUCAGGUCACGCUGUGACCUGGGCUGGAAGAAGGGGCUAGAGUGGGAAUUCGAGAAGCCUCCAAAGGCCAAAUGAUUGGCCUGGUGAUAUGUAGGAGUCUCAGCCACGCUUCGACACCAAGCAACUGCCACAAACAGCCGAGCGCGAGCACAGCCGAGCGCGAGCACAGCCGAGCGCGAGCACAGCCGAGCGCGAGCACAGCCGAGCGCGAGCACAGCCGAGCGCGAGCUCCUCUAACGCUAGAGGAGAUGACGCAGAGGUUUGGGCAUGGCGGGAAGAUGGGGGACAGACAUCAGGCUGUGAGGUUGAUCGAACAUCUUCCCGAAGGUUCUAUAGUAAGAGAUUAAAAAAAAAACAAACCAACCAACUUAGAGCUAUAGCCAAAUAAAUACAUUGUUGGUCAAAGGUAUACUUCUCACCUUUUCCAAAAGUCACCAAGAAGAAUCAGUUAGAAAAUCAGUAAUUUUAUGACCUACACGUCUUGAUUCUUCUUCUCUGAAAGCUUCUCUCUCUAAUACAGAGGAGAAACAUGAAGGGGGUCCACAGAAAGCCUGCAAACAGUCCUGCUUGGCCUUCUGAACAGAGAAAGCAAGCUAAUGCGGAGAGGGUCACUCUCACCACACUAAUGAAGAGGUGGCACUAACGGCCAUGUCUAUCCAAAUGCUGAAUAUCAUUCAGCAUCAUUGGAAAAUGAGGUGCUCCAAGUAAAAGUGAUUUUCGGAUGACAGGAUUUCCCCUUUCAAAUGCCAGAACUUUCCUUUGAGCAAUAUUGACCUGGCACCUUUUUAAACUCUACAUACAAAACACCCUAAGCUUUUAUUCAGUAUCUUUGAAACAUCCUGAUGAAGGAGCUGGAUUAAAAUAACCUCUAAGAUUGCUCUAACUCUGAAAUUUCCAUGCUCAUUGAGCUAAGCGUGAGCUAUUACAGGGAGGACAGCAGGACCUACGGGGUCCGCUGGACUGUUUGCCCCAAUCCUGGAAGGCCCCAGGCUUUGCUAAUUCUGUGUGUGCUGUGAGCUCUUCGGCUGCCUUCUUCACUGUGAAGCUGUAAGAUGCACUCUUCUUUCUUGCCAACAUAACCCACCCUUUGCAAUGUGUUCUUUUUAGCUGCUAUCACCUGCUAUCACACAAGACGGCUAGGCUUGUUAUAAUUCUAUGUUAAAUUCUGUUAAAUAUGAGUUAAUAGAUGAAGAUCUCCACUAGCAGGAAAGCACUGGGCUCUUGAACAGACUCCCCACCAGCUCAGAGAUCUUUCUGGCUCUCCUAGAUUGACGGCUGGGUUUUGGAGGCUAACGAUGCAAGAGGUCUAACCUUUGAAUGAGUGAGAACUUAUCAGGCUAAAUCUGAUUCUGAAAUGGGUAUUUAACUGUUGUCAUUUGAUGAUGCCUGAAGCUGCUCUGCACUUCUUAAAAACUUUGAAUAAAUGAUUGCUGAGCAGCACAAGCUGUAUGAUCAGCUUGGAGAAAUAGUAGGAUGGAGGAAGAAGGUGGUCAUCAUCAGAGAAGAAUACAGCUUGGUAUCCUCAUGUUCUUGGGUUCAGAAGAUUAAUUGCUGUCAGUCUCUCUGGUUCUCAUUCCCUGGUUAUACUUCCUACCUUCCUCAAAUGCAGUCUCUGAUACUUCCUUUUUGUUCAGUUUUUCUCUUUUUAAUAUUACGUGUUCUCUAUGACAUGGUCACUAAGCUGGUCUCUUUAUUUUAGUUGGUGUCUCUUCUGCUCUAUCUUUGGGCCCAGUUUUGAUUAUCUUUGUAUCCACGUCUUAGAGACCUCUCCCAGUGUUUUUUGGCUGACAUUUGCUCACUCAAGCUCUGCCUGCCUGUACUCUGACGCUCACUGUCUUUCUGCCCCCUUUGGGUAUCACUGUCUGACUCAAACAAAGGUCAAUGUACAGGGUCAGGAUUUCCCAAAAGGCAGAUGAGCCUCAUGGUCUACCUUCACUAUUUGUACUUUCCCUGAAUGAGGGGUGGGGAGGAGGUAAGCGCAGGCUUCAACCCUUCGACAUUGUGCAAUAGCCCAACCUCAGUGUCUUACAUCCCACCCCAGGGCUCCACCCCCAUCGGGAAGGAUCUGAGCGCUUUCUUCCAGUCACUGGGUGGAAAGACCACCCUGUAGGCCCUGCUUUCCAUGUUAUGAUAUACCUGGCUGCUCUGAGGGGUAGGAGAUCCUAUGAAUGGGAGGAUGGUUCCCAGGACCAGUGGUAAUUCACUCACCCUGCUGCAAAAAACUGAAGGCAUUUGCGUAGUCAUCAAUCAGGGCCCAUAUUUAUGCGGCAGUCCAUGACUGGAAAAAAAAAAAAAACAAGAAGGGCAUGACUUUUUUAAAGACAAAUGAAAAUUCCAUUUUUACUAACUAGAUGACAUUAUUAAUGACUAUUUUAGGCUGACUACAAAUUGACUGUUGACCCACAAGAGCAGUUUAUAUUAAUAACUUCAUUUACAUGCAAAAUCAAAUAUAACACUCACCACCAGCACCCCAAGACCCAACCCUUGCUCAAUGAACAGUAAAGUAGUAGACUGGACAGAAACAGACUGUCUUGACUCAUGAAUACUGCUCUGUAGCACCACGAUCACAACUGGGUCACAUUUUGUCAUAUGCACACAUAGACAGAGUAAUCUAGGGUGUAGUGUCUGUCAUGGAAAUUUGCCUGUAACUUAUGGAAUUUGCCUUUAACUAAUUCUGCCAUCCCUAGACUGCUGGAGACUUUUAGGAUCUAAAAAUUCUGGAACCGUCUUCUAGAGUUGGCACCUUCAUGGCUUCCUCUGGUGUCACUCAAGAGACUUCGAAAAACAUCUAUGUGCUGAAACUUCCAACCCUCUGUCAUCUCACCUUGAAUCGAAAAGAGAACCACCUCACUGAUAAACGUCAGAAGAUAUUUCCACAGGUGAACUGGUCUAAAAUCAAACGCCUGUCAAAUGUCUUUACAUGGCACCUCUUAGCUUCCUAACUCAUUUUAACGUCUUACAUUUUUUUAAAUUGUGGUAAAAAAACACAACAUGAAAUUCACCAUCUGAAUGUCUAAGUGCGCAGUAUAAUAGUGUCAGCUCCAUGCAUAUUGUGGUAUGACAGAUCUCUAGAACUUUUCAUCUUGCAAAAAAAUGAUACCUCUGGAACAGCUCCCCUCCCCCCCUCUCCCCCACAGUGCCUGGCAACUGCCUUUCUACUUCCUGUUACUAAGAGUUUGACUACUUUAGAUACCUCAUCUAAGUGAAACCUGCCUUCUAUUUCUCAAGUCUAGUAUUCUGGAAAAUGUUUUCUUCAUCUAAAAAAUGGAUAGAGUCCUGAAGAAGAACUACUGGUCUUAACUGUGUCGCUCACCCUACCUAAUUUUAUUUAACAAUUAUUCACUUAACAGUGUAAUAAAAACGUCAUGAUUGAGUUUACUA
Molecule: messenger RNA, 4365 nt
Organism: Ailuropoda melanoleuca (giant panda)
Lineage: Eukaryota; Metazoa; Chordata; Mammalia; Carnivora; Ursidae
Gene: FAM180A
Product: family with sequence similarity 180 member A
Exons: 3
Coding region: 291-812 (173 amino acids)
Source: RefSeq, a predicted model, not a curated record